This is a messenger RNA of Monomorium pharaonis (pharaoh ant), 6559 nucleotides long. It is a transcript of the gene syd, whose product is annotated as JNK-interacting protein 3. The record is from RefSeq and is a predicted model, not a curated record. Gene Ontology annotation, biological process: vesicle-mediated transport. The coding region runs from base 1244 to 5044 and encodes 1266 amino acids. NCBI's taxonomy places the organism in Eukaryota, Metazoa, Arthropoda, Insecta, Hymenoptera, Formicidae. Gene Ontology annotation, molecular function: signaling receptor complex adaptor activity; JUN kinase binding; kinesin binding. Gene Ontology annotation, cellular component: cytoplasm. The transcript is spliced from 19 exons.
AAAUGUUUUAAAAAUCUAAAAAAUUUUUUGAAAAUGUUACAAAAUUUAUAAGAAAAUUCUAAAAAAUUCAUGAAAAAUUUUUAAUGUGAUAUAGGAUACAUACACGAGAAAGAUUUUUAAUCGAUGCAAAUCAAUGCGUCGGCGUGAUCGUGGUUGCGUCCAGUCGCGCCACGUACGUAGAUUCACCUCGGUCAAUGAUAAUCAGUCGCCUAGCUUGUGGUCCGAGCACUCUGAGCCUGAGCCCGAGGAGUGCAACGAUGGCAGCCGUUUCGAAUGACGCCACGGCCACCUAACGGAAGUGAACCGAGAGUAGGCAAAGGCAACGCUGGCAACGUCGUCGUCGCGGAUGGGACGGGGAUGUCGCGCAUCUAUUUCUGAACACGUUGCAAUCGGGUCGAAGAGGAUUGUUGCUGCUGCGGAUCACUGGCUGACGCAAGGUGGUCCAGGAUGAUUCGCGUGGCGUGAUGGCCGUCGUCGGUUGACAGUUGCGCUCCAAAAUCCAAGUGUGAUUACACGGAUGCGGAAAGAGAACGAUAACAGAUGAACAGAUAGACGGACCGAGCGAGCGAGUGCCAAGGGAGAUUCAUCUCGCCCGCCGAAUCGCGUCGCGCGACUGUCACGCCAAGUGCUCGCGAAGGACCCGGAGAAGAAAAAGAAGAGAAAAAAAAGAGUGCGAUCAUCUCGUGCAAUCGUUGGUCGGUUGGUGAUCUUCUGUCCGUUCAUCCGUGCGUGCGUGCGUACGUACGUGCGUGCGCGCGAGCGGCUCCUGAGUGGCGCACGAGGUGGACAAGGUAAAUCCACGAUAUCGAGAGGGAAAGAGAGAGAAAGAGGAUGAUGACGCGCAGAUAAUGCAAUGAGACACCGUCCGCCUCCGAUCUUCGCGCAGCGAAACGACAGGAGCACGAGACAGCUGCUCGAGCGCGACACCCCGAUACACAGUGUCGCACGCGGGAGGUUAUAAGCGGAGUUAUGCGCCUUCCCCAGGUUCGGAGGCGAAUGGACGGCGCGCCGAUCAACGCGCUUCUUCCUCUUCUUCAUGGUCCACGUUCCGCGUCGGAGACGUGCGUUUCUCUAAACUCCUCCUCUUUAACGCCCUUGUCGACGACGACGACGACGAUAUCUCGUGGUUUGGAAUCCGUUUAACUGGCUGUGAAAAGUGCAACGUAACUGUAUCGAGUCCAAAGAGUUGAGUAGUAUAUAGAUAGAUUAUAUAUAUAUACACAUAUACAAAAUACUGAUCAAAAUGGAUCAAGAAACGGUCUACGGCACGCAUGAGGAUAGCCAUGUUGUCAUGUCAGAGAAGGUGCAAUCUUUGGCAGGCAGCAUCUAUCAAGAGUUCGAGAAGAUGAUAGCGAGAUACGAUGAGGACGUAGUAAAAGACUUAAUGCCUCUGCUAGUCAAUGUGUUAGAAUGUCUUGAUAUAUCAUAUACCGAAAAUCAAGAACGUGAAGUCGAGCUAGAGCUAUUAAGAGAAGACAACGAACAGCUUGUCACCCAGUACGAAAGGGAAAAACAAUUGAGAAAAGCAUCGGAUCAGAAACUUCUUGAGCUAGAAGAUGUUUCGGAAGACGAGAGGAAGGAACUACUAUCGAAAAUUGAUAGUUUGGAGUCUAUUGUGAGAAUGCUGGAAUUGAAGACAAAGAACUCUCAUGAUCAUGUUGGUCGGCUCGAGGAGAAGGAAGCUGAAUUGAAACGCGAGUAUUCCCGGCUGCACGAUAGAUAUACGGAAUUAUUCAAGACCCAUGUCGAUUACAUGGAGAGAACCAAAAUGCUGGUUGGUAGCACAGAAAGACUGGAGAGCGUAUCCGUCAGUCGUGCGCCAUCGCGGUUACCUUCCCUCGGACUUGCUCAUAUGUCGCGCAGUUCCGGACCGCUUAGUUAUGGUUUCCAAAGUUUGGAAGCCAGCAUAAACGCCGAAGAUGUUCAAGAAGAUAUUGUAUCAAAUGUCACUAAUUUGAGAACCGAAAUGUUGGACAGUAGUAGCGAAGCCGCUAUCGAAAUGUCCGACAAAAGCCAACUAACCGAUCAACCAAUACAAGAGAAUAAGACUACAGCUAUAUCUAGACGUAUGUUAUACGAAAGUCCAGAAACGGAAGUACCCCCAACUUUAAUAACGCCAACAACGCCGACUGCAGGUAUAGAGAAAUUAGCGACUACGCCAGGAGGUAGAAGUAGAACCGAAAGAGAACAACGAAGCGGCAAUACGUUAUACCAGGAGCUAAGCUUUCAAGAUGCUGAUGCACUGGGCGAGAUGGAUGAGGGCGCAGAUAUUACUGGAACUUUCGUACAUCCUGGAGAAUAUGCUUCAUCAGUGAAUGAUAACUUCUUCGGCAUGGGAAAGGAAGUAGAAAAUCUUAUUAUGGAGAACAAUGAAUUAUUGGCAACAAAAAACGCGCUUAACGUUGUCAAGGAUGAUCUAAUUGUCAAAGUGGAUGAAUUAACGAGCGAGCAAGAAAUAUUACGAGAAGAAGUUCGAGGUUUACAACAAGCGCGUGAGCGAUUGCGGCAACGAAUCGCUGCCCUCGAAGAGGAACUGAAGAAGGUCAAGGAAGAAGCAGAAGCGGCAGCAAAAGCGACGAAAAGCGAUGAUGAGGAAGAUGUGCCUCUGUCUCAAAGAAAACGGUUCACACGUGUAGAAAUGGCAAGAGUGCUCAUGGAACGAAAUCAAUAUAAGGAACGUUUUAUGGAGCUUCAAGAGGCCGUUAGGUGGACAGAAAUGAUACGAGCCAGCAAGACCGAUCCUUCUAGCAUCUCGGGUGGAAAGGGUUCAGUGUGGAAGUUUUUUAGCAAUCUCUUCACAGGCCCGGCCGAUCGAGGGGCGUUGGUACGUUCCACGCAUACGUUGCCGCACGUGCGAUACAGCGCACCGGCAAAUCAGGUUGUCCCAGCUCCACCCCUGGAUGCUAUGCGUAGACGUACGUUGAAAAGUCGCCAAGAUUUUCUCGACCAAGGAGACACCAUAGAUACCUGGUUUUUCUGGCUUCGGGUGGGGUGCUUAUUGGUCAGCAGAUCGUCCGAAAAGCUCGUAGCCAGACGCGCGAGCGAGCGAAGAGAACAAUAUCGUCAGGUACGAGCGCACGUUAAAAAGGAGGAUGGUCGUCUGCAAGCUUACGGAUGGAGCUUACCGGGGAAACCAAGUGCUCCUGUCAGGCAACCUCCUGUACCAGUUCCGGUGUAUUGUCGACCCCUGCAAGAAACUGAGCCGGGGAUGAAGAUUUGGUGUGGUGCCGGAGUAAAUCUGAGCGGCGGUAAGACGCGUGAUGGUGGAUGCAUGGUCGGUGGAAGUGUGUUCUACGCGGCUGAGGCUCAAGAAACAAGUAACACGAAGGCAGAUGCUGAAGAUGCCGUUGAACACUUGGACAAGGAGCUUCAGGAGAACGAAAACCGACGGCUCGAAGCGGAACAGUGGGAGCAACAACUUAGCUCGCUUGUCUGGAUCUGCACUUCGACGCAGAAGAUGUCCAAGGUCACAGUGAUUGAUGCGAACAAUCCGGCGGAUGUUUUAGAAGUGUUCAACGUUUGUCAGGGACACUUGCUUUGCAUCGCAAGCGUGCCUGGUGCCAAAGAGAGCGAUUACACGCAAUCCUCGAAUGAGAACUCGAUCCGCAAUUCGGCGAAUGGCACAGUGAACGACAGUGAAAACAACAACGGCGCCUGUGAAGAUGUUGCGAAUGCAAACGAGAACGUUGAGCAGAAUGGUCAGAAAAAUCAUCAAAAUGCAGAAAUUGUUGUCGAUAAAAGUAAAAAUGACUCUGAUAAUCAGUCAGAAGAUCAGGCUAAUGAAAAUACUGAAAAGUCCGCCGAGAUGGAUCAAAACUUUACGAAUGAACCGCAAAGUCUGGAAAGUAUAGACAGCGAGACCGCGAACUUAGGAAAAGUAAACUUCGUGCGGUUCAGCGCCGACACGCAUUCCUCGCGAUCUUCAAACGACAAAGAUGCCACAAAUGAAGAAGCAAAGGAGGAAGUCACUGAAGACACGUCUAUUGAGAAGAUGUCAUCCAUACAGCCGACGAUGUGGCUCGGGGCUCAGAACGGUGCAGUUUUUGUUCAUUCAGCUGUUGCUAAAUGGUCGAUAUGCUUACAUUCCGUGAAGCUAAAGGAUGCAGCGUUAGCUAUUGUACAUGUGCAAGGCCGAGUUCUGGUCGCUUUAGCAGAUGGAACUGUAACGAUAUUCCGCAGAGGCGCAGAUGGGCAAUGGGAUUUGUCUCAGUAUCAUGUGAUUACACUCGGCAGUCCUCAACAUUCCAUUAGAUGCAUGACCGCAGUUAGCGGAAAAACAGUGUGGUGUGGUUAUAGAAACAAGAUUCAUGUGAUCGAUCCUAUUUCGAUGACGCUUGAGUGCACAGUAGAUGCACAUCCCCGUAGAGAGUCUCAAGUGCGACAAUUGGCAUGGCUAGGUGAUGGAGUGUGGGUCAGUAUCAGGCUUGAUUCGACAUUAAGAUUAUAUCAUGCCCACACUUAUCAGCAUCUCCAAGACGUCGAUAUAGAGCCGUACGUCAGCAAGAUGCUUGGUACGGGAAAGCUUGGGUUUUCCUUCGUGCGCAUUACCGCGCUGCUUAUUUCCUCGAAUAGGCUGUGGAUUGGUACUGGUAACGGAGUAAUAAUCUCAGUACCAUUGUCGGAAAGUGCAGGUGGUUCGAUGGCGGUAGCCAGAGUGCAAACGAGUAACAACAAAAGCGAUGCACCGGGAGUUGGCGUCCGGGUCUUUGCGUCGGAACGAGGUGUCACACCGGGAAGUUUCAUACCUUAUUGCAGCAUGGCUCACGCACAGCUCAGUUUUCAUGGACACAGAGACGCUGUAAAGAUGUUUGUUGCUGUACCUGGUCAUGGUGGUCAAAGCGCAAUAACGGACGGAACACAACCCGCGAUGCUCGUUCUCUCUGGCGGUGAAGGUUACAUCGAUUUUAGAGUUGGUGAUGGAGAAGAGACAGAGGAGAACAUGGACCGCUCGAAUAUCGCGAUCAGCAACGAAGAGCAUGGUGAACAGAGUCAUUUGAUUGUAUGGCAAGUGCAAUGUCCUUUACUGAUGCCAGCCAAUGGCUAGCCUAAGGACGAAAUAGAUAAGCAUGAUUUGUUGGACAGUUCAGAUUGCAGUACUGCAUCACAUAUGUCGUCAAUGGAUCACCAGAUCAUGGAUUAUGAAAUUACGGAUUGUGAAUCAUUAAUAUUUGAGCGAGCGAUGCUCCUCGUCGCUGGGAACUAAUGUGUGCUAUCUAGAUAUAGUGAUAUAAUGAUCAUAGCAAAGUUACUAUUUCUCAAAAUAACUAUCACGAUUUUUCAUAUUAGCAAAGUGGAGACUAUAUCAAAUCAUGAAUUUUUUUGAAUCAGUUAUCACGAUAUUCUUCCAUAGCGGAGCAAAUUCACCGUGUGACAUUUCUUGCAUCUGUGCGGGUAAAAUUUGUAAGAGGAGGGGGAGGGUGUUAUCAAUUUUGUUUUUUAUCGACGCAACCGGAAUCAUCUUCAACUCAACGAUGUUAAUCAUUUCUCGCUUUUCGUUAAGCCGCGCAUUCCUUAACUUAAGCCUGCGUACAUAGGAUCAAGUUGUUCAAGUGACAUACAUGUGCUGAAGAGUUUCUCACGACGAGUGUUCAUUUUUAAAGAUUAUCACAUUUUACGAAUGAUGAGAAGGUAGCGUUAUUUCAAUUAACAAUUGUGAUAAUGCGACGAUGAUACAUUAUAAUGCAGGACAGGAUGAGUUUCGAAGCUGCCGUUGCAACAAUUGCUACAAUAAAAACAUUCAUUCAAAGUAUUUCGCGUUACGUACCUGUCGCGAGAAUAUUUCUUAAUCGCCGUUAUACACGCAGUACGCAGAGGAUAUAAUAAUAAGGUGCGUGCAACUCAGGCAGAUUUCUAGGUAUAAAUGUAAUAUUAAUUUUCCGUCGGAGAGUAUAUUAUUUUCCAGACCUAAUCGAUUUUAUUCGCGUACAUAGUGUCGACAUAACGAUAAUAAUAAUAAUAAUAUUAAUAAUAUAUAUAUAUAUAUAUAUAUAUAUACAUAUAUAUAAUUAUAAUAUAUAUUCCUCUCUUCUCUCCUUGAUCAAGCAUCGUUAGAUUGUGCUCGGUGAAAUGUAGCGAUUUACACGAAUUAUUAGGAACAACUUGCCAAUGAUGUAAAUAACAAUGAGAUGUUUAUAUAUAUAUAUAUAUAGUCGUUAUAUAGAUUCGUUAUUUAAUUUUUUUCGCGGACGAGCAGAGUUAUUUUAUAAAUAUGUAAGAUCUGUUCUCUAUUCUUGCAAUUUUAAGUCGAACUUUAGUACGCUACCAAAGAACGGCGAUUCGAUCAUGUUGUUUGUAUUAUUUACAACGAGAAUCGUGCUUUAAAGAGGAAUGUUUGCUCUUUUUCCUUUUAGCUCUCGGCCGAGCCAAUUGAUAUCCGGACUGAUGAAAUUUUAUAAAUUCCCACCAAUAAGAUGGCGCGAUUUAAAUGGCAAUUUUUAGACAUGUGCGAUAAGAAGGCUGCGCAUUAUCGUGCGAGCCGGCUUUUAAUGUCGAGCUCGGAAUUGUACCUGGCUCAGGUGGCGUUGUAACGGCAUUAAUAAACAAAGUUACGGAACUAAAA